AUUUCGGAUUCAUGUGGACUGGUGUUAGAUGACAAACCGGAAAAGGUCACUGAAGCCAUGCUACUUUUCUUGCAAGGAUUGGGAUUAUUUCCAACGUUGAAUGUUUUGAACCUGAUGAGAAAAAUGUCAAGCGCACAAGCUGGUUACAACGUCGGAGAGGAGCAACCGUCAGUGGUGGAUAUAAAUGAGGUAAAUGCGGAGGUGCAGAGCACUUAA
Molecule: messenger RNA, 216 nt
Organism: Anisakis simplex (herring worm)
Lineage: Eukaryota; Metazoa; Nematoda; Chromadorea; Rhabditida; Anisakidae
Source: the annotation of a GenBank genome assembly